AUGGCCUCUUUGAACGCCCCGCGCCCGACCCUCGAGUCCCGUGGCUCUUACUGGGAGCGCCCAGGCGCGCAAGCUCGACACGACACCAACAACCACUUCAUCGGCAUUGACGUCGGUACCGGCUCUGCCCGUGCUUGCAUCAUUGACGAGACAGGCGACAUCAAGUCGCUGGCCUCUGAGACCAUCAAGCUGUGGCAGCCCCAGACAGGCUACUACCGCGUUGUUGAGGAGUCCGGCGUCGACGUCUCCAAGAUCAAGGGCAUUGGGUUCGACGCCACUUGCUCGCUGGCCGUCUUCAGUCACGACACGGACGAACCCAUUGCCGUCACCGGUCCUUCCUUUGACAAUGCCGACGGAGCCGAUCGCAACGUCGUCUUGUGGCUGGACCACCGCCCCGGAUGGGCAAAGUAUUCUGAGCGCCUGGGCGAAGCCUGGUCGGAUACCUCAGCCAAGAAAGGCCCCCGGAAACAACUCCGCCUUCCCUGA
Verticillium alfalfae VaMs.102 is the source of this 486-nucleotide messenger RNA. Its product is annotated as ribitol kinase. The record is from RefSeq and is a predicted model, not a curated record. NCBI's taxonomy places the organism in Eukaryota, Fungi, Ascomycota, Sordariomycetes, Glomerellales, Plectosphaerellaceae. Bases 1 to 486 code for a protein of 161 amino acids. The transcript has 4 exons.